Messenger RNA from Syngnathoides biaculeatus (alligator pipefish), 3646 nucleotides. RefSeq names its product glucokinase (hexokinase 4) (gene gck). The transcript is spliced from 11 exons. Gene Ontology annotation, biological process: intracellular glucose homeostasis; regulation of insulin secretion; glucose 6-phosphate metabolic process. NCBI's taxonomy places the organism in Eukaryota, Metazoa, Chordata, Actinopteri, Syngnathiformes, Syngnathidae. The record is from RefSeq and is a predicted model, not a curated record. Gene Ontology annotation, molecular function: fructokinase activity; D-glucose binding; glucokinase activity. The coding region runs from base 1068 to 2414 and encodes 448 amino acids. Gene Ontology annotation, cellular component: cytosol; mitochondrion.
ACACCACACGCACACAAUAUCCCUCAACAUGACGGAAUAAUAAGACUACGGCAAUUAAUCAUGAUUGAUCACCUACAGAGCUGUCUUAAUAAUCAUCCAAAUUGUCGUAGAAUGUUUAAGAAAUGAUUCCGGGGGCUCGCCAGUUUACGACCUAUCACAUUACAAAUGGCCCACGAUGUACUAGUUUGCACAGCAUCGUAAGAAUAUGAGGAUGCGUGCUCAUGCUGUACUUAUGUUUCAUUUGAUUGUGCCUAAACUGUAUAAGGAGGUGUUAAAAUGGUUUAAGUAACAGCCAAUAUAACAAUAUCCAAGAAGUACUCUUUCCUCUGCAAAGAACGAGGCAACGAUUAAUAUUACUGCCCUAAGAUGUCCAAUACUCACACACCAAAAAGACCAGUACAAUGUCCUUUAAGCACAAAAUAUGAUAAUUCUUUACAUUUGAUUUUGCUGUAAUUGUAUGUUAUUAUAAAGUUCAAUUUUAUAAUGCAUUAAAACAAAAACAUCACAAAAAUAUUAGGUGUUUUGGGGGUAAGUGCUAACAGAUUAAUUGCAUUUCCAUUCAUUUCAAUGGGGAAAGAUGAUUUGAGAGACAUGUUAAGAGCUAAGACGAUAGAUCAUUUUUUGCCCUCCUUUUCAGACAUUUACCCAAAGAAGAAAACUGUCUUUUAGCAAUGCUUCUGCAGCCAAAAGAAACUCCAUUACCAUAGAAACGAAGCUCAAGAUCAUAAAAAGAUCUGAGAAAGGAGAGACACCAACACCACCAAGGCUUCAGUCGGUCGACUGUGGUGACAAUUAUUAAAGACAAAGCCCGUAUUUUAGCACAUGUGAAGGGUUCCGUUCCGAUGUCAGAUACAAUGAUCACAAAACAAGGUUCUUUGAUACUUCGCUUAGGUCCUUCGCAAUAGCUAAGCACAGCCUCCCCUUCUUCUCCAUCCACCUCUCGGGAGUAAAGCUAAAGGCACGACUUCCAACUGUUGUCCGUUCAACAAUCAAGGCACUGGUGAAGGUCAUGAACUCCUGGAUGCUGAAGAACAAUGAGAAGACACACAACAUAAGAGGUUGAUCAAAUGCUAUCUGAAUUCAGGCUGCAGAAGGACGAGUUGAAAGAGAUCAUGAGGAGGAUGCAGCGUGAGAUGGAGCGAGGCUUGCGUUUAGAGACGCACGAAGAGGCCAGUGUCAAAAUGCUGCCCACUUACGUUUGCUCCACCCCCGAAGGAUCAGAGGUAGGCGACUUCCUGGCUCUGGACCUGGGGGGCACCAACUUCCGGGUGAUGCUGGUCAAGGUUGGAGCGGAUGAGGAGAGGAGCUGGAAGGUGGAGACCAAGAACCAGAUGUACUCCAUUCCUGAAGACGCCAUGACAGGAACAGCUGAGAUGUUAUUUGACUACAUCGCAGAGUGUAUGUCCAAUUUUUUGGACCAUCACAACAUCAAGCACAAGAAGCUUCCCCUGGGUUUCACGUUCUCCUUCCCAGUGCGUCAUGAGGAUAUCGACAAGGGAAUCCUUCUCAACUGGACCAAAGGUUUCAAGGCUUCUGGGGCUGAGGGGAACAAUGUCGUGGGGUUGCUCAGAGAUGCUAUCAAGAGGCGAGGGGACAUUGAAAUGGACGUUGUCGCCAUGGUGAAUGACACAGUGGCCACCAUGAUUUCAUGCUACUACGAGGACCGCAGCUGUGAAGUGGGCAUGAUUGUUGGUACCGGUUGUAAUGCCUGUUACAUGGAAGAGAUGUGGACGGUGGAGCUGGUGGAAGGCGAGGAGGGCCGCAUGUGCGUUAACACGGAGUGGGGGGCUUUUGGCGAUAACGGCGAGCUGGAGGAGUUCAGGUUGGAGUACGACAGAGUGGUGGACGAGACCUCCAUCAACCCUGGACAGCAGCUCUUUGAGAAGCUGAUCAGCGGCAAGUACAUGGGUGAGCUGGUGAGGCUGGUCAUGAUGAAGCUAGUCAAUGACAAUCUGCUGUUCAACGGCGAGGCCUCAGAGAUGCUAAAAACGCGCGGCAGCUUCGAGACGCGACAUGUCUCGCAGGUGGAAAGUGACUCGGGGGACAGAAAGCAAAUCUACAAUAUUCUGUCGUCGCUGGGCAUGCUACCGUCCGAGCUGGACUGCGACAUCGUGGGUCUGGUAUGCGAGAGCGUCUCUACUCGUUCGGCUCACAUGUGUGCCGCCGGACUUGCCGGUGUCAUCAACCUGAUGAAGGAGCGACGCGGCCUGGAGGCCCUCAAAAUCACCGUGGGGGUGGACGGCUCCGUUUACAAGCUCCACCCGUGUUUUCGUGACAGGUUUCACAAAGUAGUCAGAGAGCUGACGCCACACUGCGAGAUCACAUUCAUCCAGUCAGAGGAGGGAAGCGGCCGUGGGGCGGCUCUUAUCUCGGCGGUGGCCUGCAAGAUGGCGGCCUGCUUGCUGACGCAGUGAGAGGUGAACCUGGGAGGACCGUUCAAGUUUGACUGUUGAUUACCGUACAUGAAAUCAUCUCAAAAGAUGUUUGCUGCACACAUAUUUUUUCUGUUGGGAGCACUGCAAGACUGCAACAAGGAGGUACAGUACAUUGGAUUUCGGUCAUGGUGAACUGUCAAUUGGUUUAAAAAAAAUCCUAGUUGAGGUUUACUCUCAAAUUAAACAUUAAAAAGAAUUACACGGCUAUUUCAAACAAUCACACAGCUUUGUUUUCGAUAAGUCUGUUUAGCUUAAUGCUCAUAAACAACGCACAAUGCCGUUGACGGGAUGAGGAAUACCAUCUGUGUCGCGGUGUUAUCCUUUAAGCAACACAUGUAGACACAAAGAUGUAUUCUUUAUCCUCUGCGAAGAAUGACUAAUAUUACUACAGUCUACUGAGGAGCUGUAACAUCCGUAUGUCUGUUACACAGCCCCCAAGUGGUCACGUACUGUGCACCACAACUUCCAUUAAAUAUUUCGUGAAAUAUUUACGUGCUGUUUAAUUAUGUCAUUACUGUAUGUUUUUGUCGUGUACAACAUUACAGAGCGCUAUUUUCGUAUUGAAAAACACAAACGUGUUGUUUUUACUGGAGUUUUUUUUGCAACCAUCAGUGUUAGGGAGGCAUCUAAAUAAUUUUUCUACUUCUGCAGCUGGUAUUCAGGAUUUUAUGUGAUGUAUAUUGUAUUCUUUUUUUGUACAUGUCAUGAAACUGUAUGACUGAAUUGAAUGUGUUGCGUUAUUAUGCUGUAGCGUUAUUAUUUUUUUGUGGUUUCUGUUAUCUGUCUGUUUGGCCUUUAACAUCAUGAUACAAAAGAAUUCUCUAUAAUGUUUUAGACAAUUGUAGUCUUCGGAGUACUGGGAAAUUAUAUAAGGCAUAUAGAGGCAAUACAGGUGCCUCUCACUCAGUAUUGUGGAAAAUUAAUUUAUUUCAGUCCUGUAGUUCAGUUCAAAAAUUGAAAUUCAAGUAUUAUGUAAGUUGAUUAAACACAGUGUAACAUAUCGUGAUUUUAUUGUAGAUUACAGCCAACGAAAAUCGCAAAUUCAGAUAACAAGAAAUUCAUAGUACAUAUGAAACAAUCAACAUAUUGAAAUUCGGUAGGAAUGUACCUUCUGAAAAAGUAUUUUCCUAUAUAUUUUAGGAAUGCUGUAUGUUUUACAGAUGAGUUUCAUUUUUCAAUUGAACAACCUAAAUAAAUUAAUUUUUCUAUGA